AUGGCUGUCUCAUGGGAGGUGGAAACACGUGGUUAUGCCAUUAGCAUCCUGUUCGGCUUCUGGAUGAGUUAUAUCUGUGGCACCUACAUCGUCUUCACUAGGAACAGCAGGAUACAAAACGGCUCUAGUGUUGGCACCUCUUCUGAAGAACCACAUACUAGAAUAAAGCACAGAAGGCAAGGCCACGCAAAAGAAUACUAAUGUCACGUGCCAGAAGCAGGUGACAUCUUGACUCUCAGUUCUUCGCAUACAGCUAUUUUAAUAGAGCCAGUUUUUUGCAGCUAUUAUGACAUGAGAGUAUUGGGACUUGGCUCCAAAAUUACUCGGUACAUGUUCAGCUUCUUAAAAAUAAGUAAAUAG
Orycteropus afer afer is the source of this 360-nucleotide messenger RNA. NCBI's taxonomy places the organism in Eukaryota, Metazoa, Chordata, Mammalia, Tubulidentata, Orycteropodidae. The record is from RefSeq and is a predicted model, not a curated record.